AUUUCUAUACCAAGAACGGUAACCCCGAGCUACACUCGGGCUUACCAUGCAGCGUUCUCUGGGGGUCCCUGCAGCACUUACCUUGUCCUUCGUUCCCACGAUGUGUCCCCUGCAGCGUCCCCGGCCAUCUCCUCCGGCCGAUGCUGGCAUCCGGCUUCUGUGUUCCGGUCCCCGUGACGUCGGGACGUAUGGGCGCCGGCGGCGGAAAUUUAAAAAAUUUAAAAAAUGUCAUUUUUUUUUUUUUCAAUUUUAAAUAUGCUUUGUCCUGUCCCCUGUCUGCAUUUUGUCUGUUCUUUCUG
Molecule: messenger RNA, 299 nt
Organism: Staurois parvus
Lineage: Eukaryota; Metazoa; Chordata; Amphibia; Anura; Ranidae
Source: the annotation of a GenBank genome assembly